Messenger RNA from Neurospora crassa OR74A, 2648 nucleotides. RefSeq lists its product as hypothetical. NCBI's taxonomy places the organism in Eukaryota, Fungi, Ascomycota, Sordariomycetes, Sordariales, Sordariaceae. The transcript has 3 exons. Bases 271 to 1557 code for a protein of 428 amino acids. The record is from RefSeq and is a predicted model, not a curated record.
ACGCUCCUACCUAGUGCUCCGUAUAUACCAUCGUUAGCGACUGCCCUUGCUUCCUUCUUUCGUCCUAGGUAUUGUCCGUAGCCCAGUCACUCUCGUUUGGCUGGAACAUUGCGAGCAAAGUGGACGGCGACCGUCCCAAAGUCGACUCGCCACCAAAACCAAACGCCGCACGAACGGUUUGGAAUUCCCAUCUUCAUCAAUUCAAUAUCUUCUUUAUCCGUACCUUUGCCUUUUGUUCCGGCAUCUUGCCGGCAAGCCUUCCUUGGGGCCAUGGAUGACGACUUCCCCUUGAGUGAUGCGGCCUACGACGACAUCUUUGCAGACCUGGACCUGGACGCUCUUCCACCACCGCUGUCCAGCGUAGCGCACCCGAACCCUGGUGUUCCUGUUCCUCAGUCGCUCCCUUCCUUGGCGCCUUUGCUGCAGCAAUAUCCGGCCCCGAAUCCGAACUCCAACUCGGACAAUUCUCAAAUUCACGGCCAGCGACAACAACACCCACACAACAUUCCUGGGCAAACCACAAACAUACUGCACUCACUCUCAAUUCAACCCCAAGCGCCUUCUCCAGCAAACGCUUACAUAACCCCGCGAACCUCAUUACCCUGUCCGCACCCGCAAGCCCGGGCCGAACCCGGCCGUCACCUCGACAACCGCCAAUCUCAAGCCGCUUAUUUGCCCCCGGCUUCUCGCGCCCUACCACCACCUCGACCGCUGCCACCGGCGCUCUCUUUUCUGCUUUCUGGAUCUUCUUCUACCCCAGACAGUAGAGGAACCAGCUUUGACAACAACGCCGACCCCGCGCUCAACACCAACCUCGCCACAGGCUCGCGCGCACCUGGUCUAUUUGUCACCCCCCAUCGCAGCGAUCGAGAACCAAAUAGUGACGACUUUCUCAACGAGCUUGCCAGUCGAGACUUUUCCAGCCCUUCGCUUCCACCCCAGACCCCGAGACAUCUUGGCGAUCUUCUCUCUCCUUCACGCAACAGUUGCAACAACACCAUGCCUUCGAGGAGGGAUGAAUCCGCCGCAGAGGGCUCUCGGCGACGAAGCCGAGGCACCUCUCACAACAUUGUCAGCUUGCCCACACUACCACCUCAGUCGUCCGGGGCUCCCAAACGGAAAAGAGAAGACGGGCUAGAAAUCAGGGCACACAAGCGAAAAGCACACGUGCUGCUAUCCAGCGACGACGAAAAAGAUCCGUUCGGGGACGACAAUUUCAUGGAUGUGGUCGACUUGGCGGAUACGGAAGAGGUGCCCGAGAGUAUGCGAGCGAAGCCUAGGCCCAAGAACGAGAUCAAGCUGAGCGCCUUCCAAUGUGUCAUUUGCAUGGAUAAUGUUACGGGCUUGACGGUUACGCAUUGUGGUCAUCUCUUUUGCUCCGAAUGUCUCCAUUCCGCCCUAACCAUUGAUCCAACCAAGCGAACAUGUCCUGUGUGUCGUCAAAAGAUUGAUAAAGCCCCGAUAGGCGGCAAGUGGACAGCGAAAGCUAAAGGCUACUAUCCACUUGAAUUGAAGUUGGUGACCAAGAAGAGCUUGGGAAAGAGGGCCGCUCAAUGACAGCCCUGUUAGCGGAUAUAACGAAGACCACUCCCACCACUUUGUCAGCCGAAGACAGCGACAGACAAAGCGGUUGUCGAUAUACAAGUAUUUGUCCGGACAUAUAAGGACUGGAGGGCUACGGAUGGCUGCAUCGUGACUUGCAUGGCAUGAUUUCGGAAGGGCAAAAGCAAAGAAGCACAGGGAUGCAGCCGAGACCCGUGGUAUUUUCAUAUGCCUGAACAAGAUCACUACACAUAUAUGAGUGGUGAUAGGAGUUGAGGCGGCACCGGCUCAGAGCGUGGAUGACUUGGAUGACAAUAGAGCAUCCAACUGCCUGCUUGUGGACCAGGCCCAACUUUCGACAGACCAGUGAAAGGCGCCCAUCUAUGACAUACCACGACGAUCCUGGAGCACUAGCUAUCGAGACUCGAGAGACCGAAAGCCGAUGGCCCGGCCCAGCCCAGCCCAGCCGCUAGUUUAUUUACAUGCUGAGACGUUGCUACCCACUUCGCUAUUCCUGGAUACAGCUCGGACAGAAGAAGAGUUUUCUCCUAUUCUAGGGGAAGGAAUAACACAUUGCUUGGCGUUUGGCAAGAAGGUAUCACCCUUGUGUCGUUAGCCAGUCACCAGCGAAACGCCAGCGAACCGAUGGAGAAACGUGGUUGGUGGCCAGGCAGCAGCAGAAAGCGAGCCAAGUGGUUACAAAGGACCUAAGAAGGUGUCUUUUUUUUUUUCCUCCCCAUCUCGUCGGUUUGGUUGGUCUCUCGGAUGGAAAUAGCUAAACGAGGACAUGAUGGCAUCAAUUGCAUGGGCAAGGGAAUGGAUGGAUGGAAGGAAGGGCAUUACUUACGGCGUUAUAGAUGACGAUGACGAGGAAGAUGAGACUUCCAAAUCUCGUGUUGUGUGAUAGAUACCCCCACCUUUUUGUGUUUUUAUUCGACUGUGUAUAGGGGAGUUUUUCUGUUUGGUACAUAUCCGUAUGGCAUACUAGGCUUUGUUUGGCCUGUCUCUUUAGCGUCUACUUAGAGUGAGGAUGAUGAUGAUGAUGAUUAGCAUAAGCAUAAAACAAUACGAGGCGUGUCAAAUUUGAUGAGUUGGGUUAUCAAGAG